Chlorocebus sabaeus (green monkey) is the source of this 4564-nucleotide messenger RNA. RefSeq names its product cytochrome c oxidase subunit 8C (gene COX8C). Gene Ontology annotation, biological process: mitochondrial electron transport, cytochrome c to oxygen. The record is from RefSeq and is a predicted model, not a curated record. NCBI's taxonomy places the organism in Eukaryota, Metazoa, Chordata, Mammalia, Primates, Cercopithecidae. Gene Ontology annotation, cellular component: mitochondrion; respiratory chain complex IV.
AUUUAUAAGGAAAAGAGAUUUAAUUGAUUCAUAGUUCCGCAUGGCUUGGGAGGCCUCAGUAAACUUACAAUCAUGGUGGAAGGCAAAGGGGAGCAAGGGGCAUGUCUUCCUAUAUCAUCUUCUAUUACUGUUGUGCUUACAAUCUGAGUGUAUUACUGAUGUUGCCAGUUGCAGAACCUGAAUGUGUUUCCCACUUUUGCAACUCUUCUGCUUUUGUUGCUUAUUUAUCUGAGUAUCUCGAUCAUUGAGGUUGUGCAAUUGUAAAGACAGACGCAAAUACGAAGAGAGGCACUUUGUUCCUCAAAGGCCUUUGGCUCUUUUUUUCUCUCCUAUUUUUCAGAGACUUUUGUUCUGAAGCCUUUGGUUCUUGAAUGAGAAUUAAACAUGUUUUUCUAGAGAGGAAUGAAUUCGAGAUAUUUGGGGCUGAGGUAGUGCAAUCUUAAUUCAUUAUAUAAUUUUCUAGAACUUUAACGCCAGUUUAUUUAGAGCAUGAACAUUUAUAAAAAUCACAUUAAAAAAGGGUAAGUGGGCGAGGGUGUCUUUCUCAUUCAUUGUGUACAUACAGCUCAGAAAACCUGAUCUCUAGGCUAUAGCUCUAAUUAAGUCCUUUUAUAUAACUGCAGAAGGAAGUUCUUGCAUUGUGGGUCACUGAGAAUACAUUGAAUCCCAGUCCACUAUACAAUUUAUUGAAAAUUGUAGAGAUUUGAGUUAACAGUGCUAGUCUUUUGUGACUUGCAGAAAUUAAACUGAGGAAUGCUGUUUGUAUUGGUAAUUUGAGCAUCUAAAAGAGCUGUCUCCUGGGGUGGGGGUGGGUGGCAGGGAGCUUAAUUGUGUUGUGGCUGAAUUUGGAGUUGCCACUGUCAAAAGUGUUUUAAGGCUUUUGUCCCAGAGAAAGACUUAAAAUGCUUAAAUGUCACUUGAACUGCACUCUAUUCUAAACUUCUCAAGAUUAGGAUUAAACCAGUCAAGCUUGCCUAUUAUUGAGCUCUUUCUCACUUUACUUCAGAAUUUUUGUUGCUUUGUAAAAAUUAAAAAUGGGGUAUUACUCGAAGAAAAAAGGCUUGACUAAUAUUGUCUUUCUUAAAGCUCUUUUGUUGUUAGCAAUAGAAAUCCAGCACCACCUAGUUUAAGCCCAAAGCAGGAUUUAUCAUAAAGCAUAUAAAGAGAGGCCCAGAACUCAAGGAGAGGAAAGUGUCCUAACUUCAGAAUAGGGAGAACCAGGGCUUUGAACACAGGUGGGAUGUUCCCUCUGGCUCUUAUGUCUGGUUCUUUGAGCAGCUUGGCUGCAUUAUUAACUCACUGUGGAAGGGCUUUCUUGCUAGGUAGAAAAAAAACAUGGCUCCCAAGUUACAACAUCCAUCCCAACCAACAGACUGGGUCCCAGCCCUCUCUUUGGUCCAAUAUUUGAGUCAAGUAGUGUAACAACUGUGGUCAGGAAACAGAGCAAUGUUGCACUAAAUCAUUUCUUACAGGACUCAUGUAACCUAGAGGUGCUCAAAUUAUUAUCCGGGGAUAUCUAAGGCAAAAUUAGAGUUUACCUGGUGUGACUGGGCAGGAUAAGCCAAGGGAAGACUGAGGACAAGGAGAUGAGGUUAGGGAGGUGGCUAACCAUGGUUCAUGCAAGUCCUUGAUUGGUUAGGGUAAGAUUCCAGAGCACAGUUGCCCAGUGGAAAUGUAACAUGGGCUGGGCAUGGUGGUUAACUCCCGUAAUCCUAACAUUUUGGGAGGACGAGGCAGGUGGAUUGCUUGAGGCCAGGAGUUCAAGAUCAGCCCAGGCAAUAUGGUGAGACAUGCCCCAGAGUUAGGAGGUGGGGCCUUUGGGAAACAAUUAGAUCAUAACAUAGCCCUCAUGAAUAGGAUUACUGCCCUUAUAAAAGAGGCCCCAGAGAGCUACCUUGUGGCUUCCAUCAUAUGAAGACACAACCAGAACAAAGAAGUGGGCCCUCACUGGACAUCAAAUCUACCAGCACACUGAUUUUGAAUUUCUAGCAUCCAGAACUGUAAGAAAUACAUUUCUGUCCUUUAUAAGUCACCCAGUCUGUUAUAUUCUAACAGCCUGAACAGAUUGAGAAAGUAACAGAAAGGAACAAAAGUAACUGACCUGCUUCUUCAUAUUCAUAAGCAUGAAAGGACAACCAAGGAUCAUAAGAUGUUUGAAUAAAACUAGCAGGUUCAAAAUGAAUUAAAAAAAAAAAAUGUACCCUAGAAGAAACACAGAUAGUUUAUGGAAUAGAGAUAACUUUUUAAAAGUUCAGAUUAAUAUUGUGAAAGAAAUCUAAAGUGAUAGCAUCUAUAAAAUACUAACAGGUGACUGUAAAAGCAAAAAAUAGUAUGUUUUAAAACUAUAAUUCUAAAAUAAAGCAUGGGCUAGAAGAAAAAGUCAAGGAAAUCUUGCAAAAUGUAGAACAAGGGACAAAACGUUGAUGAGUGAGAAAAAGGUUGAAAGACAGAGGUGACCCGCUAAGAAGGGCCAGUGUCCAUCAAUAAGAAUUUUAGGUUGAGAACACAGAAAACAGAGAGAAGCAAAUAAACAGGAAUAGUGCUCCCAGAGCUAAAGAACUAUGACUUCAGAUAGAAAGGUCUUACCCACUGCUAAUCCAUAUGAAUGGAAAAAUACCCAUAUCUAACAGUAUCCUGGAGGAACUUCACAAUUCCAAGGACAAAAAGGAAUGCCUAAAAGAUUCCCAAAAGGAAAAAAGAGGGCACUCCAGGGAAUGACAACUAUAUUGGCAUUUUAUUUCUUAUCAGCUCACUAGGUGCUGGAAAAGAAAGGAACAAUGCCUUUUGAAAAUCUCUGAAGGACAAUGAUUUUGAGCCCAGAGUUCUACAACCAUUCAAAUUAGCAUUUAAAUGGAAAUCAAAAUAUAUAUAUUUUGAUUUCCAAGGACUGAGGAACUUUAUCACCUACAAACCCUUCCCGAAAGAACUGCUUAAGGAUGUACUACAGCAAAACGAAAAGAAAUCUAAGGAAGAGGAAGAUACCAGCUGCAGAAACAGAGCAAUUCAAAGAAACCGUAGAGUGUUACUUGCGCAAUAGGCCCCCAAAAGGAAUAAUGUGAAGACACAGAAUCAUUGUAGUGGAUAAAGUUUUAUUACAGUACUAAAUUUAAAAAUCACAGUAUAUUUACUUUUCCCUCAAGAGAGUCUGGGCACAGUGCAUCAUGCCUGUAAUCCUAGUACUUUGGGAGGCUGAGACAAGAGCAUGGCUUGAGCCCAGGAGUUUGACAUCAGCCUGGGUGACACAGUGAGACCUGUCUCUACCAAAGAAUAAGACAAUUAGCCUUAGUGACAGAUAAUUACAUCACCUUUUCUACCGGGUCCAAACACUCAUUUGACCCUGCCAUGAAUAUUUUUUAUAUCAUCAGCAGACUACAGAAAUUUGUUCUUGGUUUUCAGUGUUAAGAAUUAACCUACAGACAAUUUAUGGAAGAUUUAAUUUGCAUUAGAGAACAGUGUGCUAUAAACUCUGCCAAUGCCAGGACAUGUUAAGAGGUAUAUAAAGUAUAGGUAGAGAGGAAGACAAAGGGAAGGAGUAGGGGUGCCAAGCCCCUCAGCUUACCCAGCAGAAAAGAGAUACUUAGUGUGAGGUGGGGUUGGGGCCCAGGGGAGGGUGGCAGGUGAGUUUAGGAGAGGAUAGGACACAUGGGUGGAAAGUGAGGUGAAUGAGGGCUGGGAGGUUGCAGGGUGCACUGAGUGGAAAAGGCAGGGCAGAGCAGGGUGUGCUGAACGGAGAGAGUAGAGCAGAGCAGGGGUUGCAGGGUGGAAGGGGUGGUGCAGAGCAAGUGGUGCUGAGCAGAAGGGGUGGGGCAGAGCAGGGGGUGCUGGGCAGAAAAAGUGGGGUAGAACAGGGGGUGCUGCGCAGAAGAGGUGUGGCAGAGCAGAGUGCUAACUGGAAAAGGCAGUGCAGAACAAAGAGUGAUGAGCGGAAGAGGUGGGGCAGAGCAGGGGGGUGCUGGGCGGAAGGGGCGGGGUAGGGGCGAGGGCAGAGCGCCCCCUCGUGGCUGGGGCGCCUGCGCAAACCAGCUGCCUCACGCUCACUGGAGCUCGCGUUGCUUGGCCGCACCUCACUUGUGCUGUCUUCGCCUGACUUUGUCUUACCUGACGCGAUAUGCCUCUCCUGCGUGGGCGCUGUCCUGUCCGCCGCCACUACCGCGACGUGGCCCUGCUUGGCCUGCAGCCGGCUCCCCGCUUCGCCCACUCGGAGCCCCCGCGCCAGCGGCCCCUUUCUGCCGCCGAAAUGGCUGUUGGACUUGUGGUGUUUUUUACGACCUUCUUAACACCCGCUGCAUACGUGCUAGGCAACCUGAAGCAGUUCAGAAAGAAUUAGAUGGAAGAAGAUGUUGAACAGCUGUUAACGUCCAAAAAACUUUCAGAAAAAGCUGUGUUUUUGUUAACGAGAGCAAGAUUACCUAGUUGAGUGAUGCAACUAUUGUGAUAUUCACUUUCCUCUUGUUUAUGAUGAAUAUUUUGCACUUUUUUAGUACUGUGCAUUAUAUAGAUGUAUAGUGAAAAAUGUUCUGCUUAAGUGUUAAAUAAAACAGAAACACUUAUUUGUGCUUGGUAA